Messenger RNA from Patella vulgata (common limpet), 3783 nucleotides. Its product is annotated as proton-coupled zinc antiporter SLC30A2. Gene Ontology annotation, cellular component: plasma membrane. Bases 141 to 1628 code for a protein of 495 amino acids. Gene Ontology annotation, molecular function: zinc ion transmembrane transporter activity. Gene Ontology annotation, biological process: zinc ion transmembrane transport; response to zinc ion. The transcript is spliced from 9 exons. Lineage: Eukaryota; Metazoa; Mollusca; Gastropoda; Patellidae. The record is from RefSeq and is a predicted model, not a curated record.
AAACUACUCUCACAGAUAGCAAUGAAAAGAAGUAGGCCUAGAAGAUUGUUUACAAGCGUAUCGAAUGUCUUAAACUGAUUAAUUUACGUUUUGAUAAGGCAGCGAUAUGACAAAAUGACUGGACUAUAAAUAAAACCAAAAUGCAAUCACACAUUUCAAUUAAUAGUGACGAAGUAUCGUCUGCUAAUAUCGCCAGAGUUCCGUGUGCAACAACCGGGUGCGUUGACGUUCGUGUUCAAAAUCGAACUUCGGGGUCGGGUGUUGAAAACUGUUCAUCGUCUUUUGACUCGAGAAUUCCGAGACGGAAAAGACACAGGUGUAUUUCUUCUUCAAGUGUUAAUCAAGUUGAGGAAAUGUCUAACGAGUACAGAGAAACUGACGGGUUACUAUCAUCCACCCGCCAUAAUAGUAACAGCCAUAAUAGAUCUGUAGAAUUGCAGCAAUCUCAUCAAGCUGAUAAUACCAAUCCUGAUUUAACAGAUUCUAACAGCAGUCAUUGCCACGAUGCAUCAGAACGAUCAGAGAUUGAUAAAAAAGCACGAACAAAACUUAUUAUUGCCAGUCUACUUUGUCUUAUAUUCAUGGUGGGAGAGAUGGCCGGAGGUUUGAUUGCCCAUAGUUUAGCUAUAAUAUCUGAUGCAGCCCAUCUAUUGACAGAUUUUGCUAGUUUUAUGAUAAGUCUGCUGGCUCUCUAUCUUGCCAGUCGUAGAGCAACAAAAAAACUCAGCUUUGGCUGGUACAGAGUAGAAAUUCUUGGAGCUUUAAUAUCAAUAUUGAUGUUAUGGGUUUUGACGGGUAUAUUGGUCUACUCUGCUGUUAACCGUAUAAUAGACAAGUCAUAUGAAAUAGACGCUACAGUGAUGUUAAUUACUGCAUCUUGUGGUGUAGCCUUUAAUUUAGCGUUGGGUUUUACACUUCAUCAGGGAGGACAUACCCAUAGUCACUUGGGUGGAGGCCAUUCUCAUAAUACAAAGCAUUCUCAUAACAACCAUUCACAUGGUAACAAAUCUAUAAACAAUGGUCACCAUGACGAUCAUGUUCACAGUUCUCAAGAGGAGAUUCGUGGACGCUAUGGUAGUAUGGAUGAAGAGGCUAAUGGAGAUUACGUAAGGUUUAAAAAUGCAGAUGAGAGUAAACAUCGUCAUAGCAACAUCAAUGUAAAAGCAGCAUUUGUACAUGUGAUUGGUGAUUUAUGUCAGAGUAUUGGAGUUUUAAUAGCUGCAUUAAUUAUUUAUUUUAAGCCUGAAUGGAAGAUGGCUGAUCCUAUUUGUACAUUUUUAUUUUCUAUAUUUGUGAUAGUAACAACUAUCACGAUAUUGCGUGAUAUACUGGUAGUUCUCAUGGAAGGUACUCCACGUCAUCUAAUAUUUACAGACAUAAGAGAUGCAUUUUAUGAGGUAGAAGGGGUAAAAGAUAUACAUAAUCUCCGUGUAUGGUCGUUAACUAUGGAUAAAACAGCUUUAUCAGUACAUAUUGCAGUCAAUAAAGAUGCAGAUGCUCUAAAAGUAUUAAAGACAGCAUCAGGUAUGAUACAGUCCAAGUUUGAUAUUAAGGAAACAACAAUGCAGAUAGAGGAAUACGUGCCAGAAAUGUUAGACUGUACAUAUUGUCAAGAUUUAAAAGAUUAAUUACUUCAUAUCAGGUCUCUCUAGCAAGACUAGACAUAUUAUCAGGAUGUAAUAGACAGUGCCAGACAAUCUAAAACUUAAUCCGGUGGCGAACGCCUUCACAAUGACAUAAAGUUGGCGAUAAAAAAAUGAAACAGCUGUAGUCUUGCAAACACAAAAACCAUAAUCUUUGAGUGAAAGUUGCCCUUUGUGCAUGUGUCGGAACCAUUUGUCGCCUGAAUUUUAUCACUGAGACUGUAUGUUUAAUUGUCAAAUACCAUCUCUUGUGACAAAAACACAAACCAUGUUUUUGUAUGUUGUUUAUGUUUUGAAAACUCUGAAUAUUCUGAUCUCAAUAUGGAGGUUACGUUUAGUUUUUCAUAUAAGCUGCUACAUUUAGAAACUAGAAUUAAACUUGUUCUCUAGUGAUAUUGUUGAUCAGACAUUCUUUAAUAAUUUUGAUUCCGAAGCUCUGCUCUAUUGAUCAUACACAUUAAAAAGUAGUCUUUAUUAAAAAGCAUAUUGGUUCGGAGAUUCCCAACGUAAAUUACAGCUAUCUAAAGUUCCCAUUACUUUCUAUUGACAUCUUUUUUGUUUCUUUAAACAUGUUAGUUACUGAAGAAUAAUUUAAUGACUAGCAUUGAGGCAUUAAAAUUAUAGAAAGUGGUAAUUAGCUAUGUGGAAUAGAUACUAGCUGUAAAACAUGUCAAACUACUACUGCACAAAUUUGCUGGAAAUCCAAUACUAUGUGUGAGUUAAGGCUUGAUAUCAUGAGUAAAGGAUAGCAUAAUAUUUAGACUCUCAUUUCAAAAUUUCCUGAUUUUGAAAUAUGCUUUGUGUAUUUUUUCUUAUUAAACCUUGUCAAUAAUUCAAUUUAUACUCAUUUAAUUAAAAGUCUUUCAUUGUAUAUGUGAUAUUAAUACUCUGAGCCUUCAUUAAAGUCUUUCAUUUUAAUAUUAUUAAUAUUAUUAACUCUAAUUAAGAUGCCUCAACUCCAAGGUAAAUAGAAAGGGGUUUAAUUAAAGCCUCACCACUUUACUUAGGUAGGUCAUUUUGCUGAGGCAACAGCUUUUGUUCAAAUUAUAACUGCCAAAGUAUACACGGAAUGUCUAGGUAACACUUUAAUUGUCAGCCUCGCCUGUCCAACCUCGUGGGUUUUCUCCGGGUCCUCCGGUUUCCUCCCACUGCUAAAGACCCCUACGCGCAAUCGAAUUAUGGAAAUAAAAUUGAACCAUAUGUUAGUCCCGAAAUGACCUAGUUUGUGUUGAGUGGACGUUAAACCCCAUUUCUCUCUCUCUCUUUAAUUGUCAGCCUCACAGAUGCAAUCCCUGAAGUUCCUUCUCGCCCAUACCAGGAAUCAAAUAUGGAGCAUUCUGGUCAUGAGAGCAGUGUCCUGAUCACUCAACUACUGUGCCCCCGACUCUAAGGUGAAGAGAGGUUGUAUUAAUACAAUUAUUAGUCUAGAGUCUAAAUAAAGGCCCAAUGUGUAGUCUAGGUCCAGGAAAUACAGCUAAUGGCUUCCAAAGGUCAAAAAGCAGGUUAAUGGCACCAACAGGUUAAUAAGCAAGUUAAUGAUGCAACAGGUCUUUGCAAGCCAAUUUAACCAAUUGUCACAAUAACACCGCAAUUAAUCAUAUUAAUUGUUGAUGUACAUGAAUUUAAAAAUUUAAGUCCCACACAAUGAUUAAGUGUUCAAAGUAUCGAGAAAAGUGGAACUUUGUAGAUGACCAUAUCAGAUUAUGUUUUUUGAAUCCAUGCAAAGAUUUAUGUUACUGUUAAUAAUAAUACUGCUACUUUAAAGGAGCUUAACCUCUUGAGGUCAGAUCAGAUUAAAGUAUUGAAUAUAUAUGUAUAGAGUUAAAUAAUUAAAAAUAUGAAAUCUGUAAGUUCUUUACUUAAAGUUUCAUGGGGUACUCCACACUCAUCAGAAGAAAAAUACUAGAUUUUGUAUUUUUCUUCUGAUGAGUGUGGAGUACCACAUGAAACUUUAAGUAAAGAACUUACAGAUUUCAUAUUUUUAAUUAUUUAUAUUUGCUCUGAAUUUAUUUAUCGAGCACUCUGUGUUUAGCCUAUGCACACUAUUUGGAUUAUAAUAUGUAUAGAGUUAGAUAUAAAUUGUAUAUAUUUUGAUAUUGAUUUAUGUAUAUAGUUGUAUACGUGAUUUGUAAAUAAACUA